This is a messenger RNA of Microplitis mediator, 1079 nucleotides long. It is a transcript of the gene EMRE, whose product is annotated as essential MCU regulator, mitochondrial. The coding region runs from base 489 to 758 and encodes 89 amino acids. The transcript has 3 exons. Gene Ontology annotation, biological process: mitochondrial calcium ion homeostasis; calcium import into the mitochondrion. The record is from RefSeq and is a predicted model, not a curated record. Gene Ontology annotation, cellular component: uniplex complex; mitochondrial inner membrane. NCBI's taxonomy places the organism in Eukaryota, Metazoa, Arthropoda, Insecta, Hymenoptera, Braconidae.
UCUUCAUAAUUUUCACAUAUUCGCCAUGAUUCUGAAGUUAGCAGACAAUUGAAUAUUUUCAAAUUCUUUUUCAACAAAUUCUUUACAAGAAACAAAACAACCAAAAAUAUGCACAUGUAGAAAAUUUUUUAAAAACUGAUCGUAUAUUCGCAGUGUGAAUGAACCUUUACAUCAGCAAGUUGAUAUAUAUCCAAAUAACAUUUGCGUUUUAUAAAUUCGCGUGAAGAUAACGGUACACAUUCACACGAGCUGCGUCCUAAAAUAAAUUAUAAUAAAAAUUGAGUGAAAAAAAAAAUCCGUACAAUAUUUUAAUAAAAUUUAUCUAAACCAACAAUUUUUUCCUAACUGUAUUUUAUCAACAAUUUGAAAUCGUUGUUCCGAUCUGACAGCCAACUUUUGUUUUUUGAAUUUUUCUGCUGUUUUAAUUCCAACAAUGAGCAGUGCAUAAAAAAAAUUAAAUCCACAGUAGAUACUUUAGUUUUUAAAAAAUGUCACUGUUGAGUUUACGCAGACUUUUCCGAAAAAUAAACGAUUUAAGAGCAAUAAAUAUGCAGCAGCACAAGCAGAACAGUUUUAUAACAACGAGAUCUGGAGCUAUUCUUCCUGAACCGAAGACCCAACCGCUUGGAUUAGUUGCUGUAAUUGCUGGAGUAUCUUUGGGGCUUCUUAUUGGAGCAACAAUCAGCAAAAACAUUGCAAACUUCCUAGAAGAAAACGAUUUAUUCGUUCCAACAGAUGAUGACGGUGAUGAUGAUUAAUUAAUUACCUUUCCGAUCAAUAAAAGCUGUAAUUACAGGUACCAACGAUCAAGAUGUAACGCUAGAAUUUAUAAAUAUAUUAAACCUUUAUCAUUGGGAUGGUGCAUUAAGAUCUUUGCUACACUAUUUGAAGAAAAAGUACUUGUUAUUUGCUUGCUCAGUACUUUUUAUAGACUUGGCUUAUUCCGGCUAUUACUUCAAAUUUCUAUAAUGUAUUUACUAAUUUUAAUGUUAAACAAACUAAUCAUUAUAUUUAUUCUUUAUUUUUGCUAAUCAUUACAUCAACUGUGUAAUUCAUUCUGUCAAUAAAAAAAUGUUUCG